This is a messenger RNA of Lachancea dasiensis, 2292 nucleotides long. The record is from the annotation of a GenBank genome assembly. NCBI's taxonomy places the organism in Eukaryota, Fungi, Ascomycota, Saccharomycetes, Saccharomycetales, Saccharomycetaceae.
AUGUUGACAAUUGAAGAUUUCAUUGAAUUACAAAUUCCUUCUGUGAUCUAUAAGGAUGAUUGUGGGUACUGUUUCGAGAAUAUGUACAAUGAGGAUGUGUCUACGUCGCAUUGCUUGAAUGUGUGCUUGAAGUGUUUCCAGAGUUUUUGUGCUGACCAUGCCGAUCUGCAUCAGAGUGUCACCCACACAGAGCUAAAUGAUUGCCAUGACUUUUACUUGAACUUGAGGAAGGUAAAAAAACCCGAUGCCAAGGAGCCGAUCGAGAAAAAGCUGAAGCUUGAAAUCACAGAGAAGAGCGAAGACGAAACCUACGACGUGUAUUGGAGUCUUCUCGAUGGCUCCCGAAUACUGGCGGAUUAUCGGGCCCCUAAUUUGGACACCAAGGUUUUGAAUAAAGUGAACCAAAUCUUGCGAGCCCAAUCCACCAACUUCCAGCAAAUGGCCAGCUCAUGGCAGCUGGAGUUCAGGCCUUGUAAGCAUGUAGAGUCGUACGAACUUCCUCAAGGGAAUGCAGAAACUAUAGGAGGGAACUGUGCAGAGUGUAGUCUCACCCAAAAUUUGUGGUUGUGCCUACAUUGCGGCCAUUUGGGUUGCGGGAGACAACAGGUAGGAAUCGAAGGUCAAUCUCACGCGUUGAAACAUUUUGAAAACCAUCCAGAUCAUGCAUUGGCUGUCAAGCUGGGCUCGUUGAGUAAUUCGUCCUCAGAUGUUUACUGUUAUUCGUGUGACGAUGAGGUCCAGAUCGCCGACCUUGACAAAUGGGUUAAGCUGCUAGCGCAUUGGGGGAUCAAUAUCCAAGAUAAAGUAGCACAGGAAAAGACUCUGGUUGAACUGCAAGUUGAACAGAAUAUGAACUGGGAUUUUCAAAUGGUCGACUCACAGGGCCACGAGUUGGCCCACCUCAAGAGUUCUAAGGAGUACGGGUGCGGGUUGAUAAAUUUGGGAAAUUCGUGCUACAUGAACUCUGUGCUCCAAUGUUUGAUGAACGGCGGCGUAUCUGGCUGGUCACUAGAUCAGCUGGGUGAUUUCCCUCGGAACGUUGUGUAUGUGUCCACCAAUUUGAAAUGUCAACUCCUCAAGUUACGGAAUGCAUUUACCUUAGAACCAGCCAAAUAUCCCCAUGGUAUAAGGCCUUCAACUUUCAAGAAUUGCAUUGGAGGUAGGCAUGAAGAAUUUAGUUCUGGAAGGCAACAAGACGCUUUGGAAUUCUUUUCAUAUUUCACUGAUCUACUUGAUAGCAAAGCUUUUGAUGGAAUGCCAAACAAUGUAAAUGAUCUAAUGCGCUUUAAUGUUCAAGACAGGAUUGAGUGCCAGAAAUGUCACGGUGUGAAGUAUUCUACUCAGACUGCAGAUUACUUACAGGUACCUUUACAUGAUAGUGCUGAACCCCAACAGCUUCUUGACAGAAUAUGUGAUUAUUUCAAAGGAGAGGAAGUCAGUUUCACGUGUCCUACUUGCGACGAAACUGUCAAUGCUGUGAAGUCAUCAGGAUUCAAGUCCUUUCCUGGUACUUUGGUCGUGAGUCCAACCAGAAUCAAGCUGAAUAAUUGGAUUCCUACCAAGACCUCUCAAGAGCUCUUAUUUCCCGGGCUGGAUGCAUCUGAUAGAGGUACUCUGCACUUGGCUAGCCUCAAAUCUGCGGGUUUCAACAGUGAAACAGAACAUUUGUUGCCAGAAGACAACUCGAACGCAAAUUUCACCCCCGAAGCUUCGUGCAUGGCUCAGCUUUCAGAAAUGGGCUUUUCUGAAAAUGCCGCCGUGAGAGCUUUAUACUACACGGACAAUAAGGGUACGGAGGAUGCUAUGAAUUGGCUUUUCGAGCACGUCGAAGAUCCUGAUCUCAACGAGCCCUUCGUGGUUCCUGCUACGAAGAACACCGAGGAGGACUUUAAUGAGCGUCAUCUUGAGGACAUGAUUUCCAUGGGUCUCGAUCCGAAACUGUGUCGUAGGGCACUUUGCUUGAAUCAUGGCGAUGUCACUGCCAGUAUCGAGUGGGUCUUCAGCCACUUGGACGACGGUAUCCAAGAUGCGCAACCAGAAGUAUCUAAAUGCGAAAUGAAGAACCAUGGGUGCACAGAUGGGAAAUUUACAAACUACUCACUAAAAGCUGUCGUUUGUCACAAGGGCACUUCCGUUCAGUCUGGCCAUUAUGUGGUAUUUAUCAAGAAGCAAGUUGAUGAAGAAAUCAAAUGGGUUCUUUACAAUGACGAAAGGAUUGUGGUUGCUGAUGAUCCUGCUAACUUGGAAGAACUCAAAAAGAACGCUUACAUCCUCUUCUUCAACCGAUGUUGA